This is a messenger RNA of Menidia menidia (Atlantic silverside), 1775 nucleotides long. The record is from the annotation of a GenBank genome assembly. NCBI's taxonomy places the organism in Eukaryota, Metazoa, Chordata, Actinopteri, Atheriniformes, Atherinopsidae.
CUAUCUAUCUAUCUCUACAUGUAAAUGUUUCUUUUUUCCGUUGAACUUUUGUGAAUGAAAAAUUGAAAAAAUGUAUCUCAUCAUUGUCAAGAAGCGUGAAUAUAUGAUCACAUUUACAAUAAUUAGAACUGUAGUGAAUGAUCUUCUUAUUGUUAUCAGUGUUGUCAUGAUCAUAUGUAGUAUAGCAAAAUAACUAGAAAUGAUAAGCAUUCUACAGAAUGAAUCACAAUGUUAAGGUAGGUAUUGAUUUGCUACACUUUACUUGGAAUUGUGCAAGAGUACUGUCAGGGAUAAAUGUUGUGUAAGCAAUAACAUAGUUGACAACAGCGUGUGCCAGAGUCCAGUCCUGUCAGGUUGGGGUCUUCUGAACCAUUCAGACAGUUAAAGAAUCAUUGCUGUCCUUGGGCUUGAGUUAUUUACUCCAUGGCUUCAGCUAAUACUUAUCCCAGAGUUCUUUUUUCUCUGGACUCCUACUAUGUAUCUGAGGAGCUCGGCUUUGUCCUUCCAAAGCCUCUGGAUAAGCUGCCCCCUUACUACCAGCCGUGGAUGGAUGUUGCCAUGCAUGUCCCAGAGCUUGUGCAAAGUCAAGAGUUACGUUCACAUGUUAACAAGAUGGCUCUGCUGAGCACUGAGUUUCUGCAGAAGCACAGAGAGUUACGGCUGGCCCACCUGGCCCUAAGCAUGAUGACCAUGGGAUAUGUCUGGCAGGAAGGAGAAAACAACACUGUUAAUACAUUGCCAAGUAGCCUGGCUGUGCCAUAUUGGGAGGUGUCUCAGCGCUUAGGGCUUCCACCAAUUCUCACCCAUGCAGAUGCAGUUUUGGCAAACUGGAAGAAGAAAGACCCAAAUGGACCUUUUACCAUGGAGAACCUUGAUUUGUUGGUCAGCCUCCCAGGUGGGGAGAGCGUCAGAGGUUUCUUCUUGGUCACUUUGCUGGUGGAGCUGGCAGCUGUUCCUGCACUGAGGAACAUUCCUGUUGUCAUCAACGGUGUGAGAUGUUGUGACACUGAAGCUGUGGCCAGAGGCCUGGAGAUCAUAAGCCAGUCAAUACAGGACAUGACCGACACUCUCAAGCUGAUGCAUGUGUAUGUGGAGCCGUCGGUCUUCUAUGGCAUUAUGAGGAUCUACCUGUCUGGGUGGAAAGAUAACCCGGGCAUGCCAAACGGUCUGGUGUACGAAGGUGUGCAGACUGAGCCAAUGGAAUAUUCUGGAGGGAGUGCUGCACAGAGCAGUCUACUGCACUGCUUUGAUGAACUUUUGGGCGUCAACCAUGAAGAAAAGAGCCGUUCCUUCCUCACGCGCAUGAGGAACUACAUGCCCCCUGCACACAAGAAGCUGAUCCAGGACAUCUCUUCACAACCAUCCCUGAGGAGUUUCGUCCAGCAACAGGCCAGCGAGCGUCUAAACCAAGCCUUCCGUCUCUGCGUCUCGAAGCUGUUGGCCUUGCGAAGCUACCACAUUAAUGUUGUGAGUCGGUUCAUCACUGUACCCGCCGCACAAGCUCGGCGCCUCCGUGAGCAGAGCCAGAGCGCAGAGGGGGGGGUGGUCAGCAGAGCUCCCACAGCCCUGGAGGCCACGGGCACUGGCGGCUCCGGCAUCAUGACCUUCCUCAAAACAGUGAGGGACCACACGAAAGACACCCUACUGCCUGAAACGAGCAAAGAAGUAAAUCACCACAGUUGAAAUGUCAUCACAGAUGAGCCCGUAAAUCGUUUCUGAUAACUCUGAUACACAUUUAUUUUUCUGUCAAUAAAAAGUUAGCGAUUCGUAAGAGU